This is a messenger RNA of Anthonomus grandis grandis, 1238 nucleotides long. Its product is annotated as homeobox protein six1-like. The transcript is spliced from 5 exons. Gene Ontology annotation, biological process: regulation of transcription by RNA polymerase II. Gene Ontology annotation, molecular function: DNA-binding transcription factor activity, RNA polymerase II-specific; RNA polymerase II cis-regulatory region sequence-specific DNA binding. Bases 80 to 1144 code for a protein of 354 amino acids. The record is from RefSeq and is a predicted model, not a curated record. NCBI's taxonomy places the organism in Eukaryota, Metazoa, Arthropoda, Insecta, Coleoptera, Curculionidae. Gene Ontology annotation, cellular component: transcription regulator complex; nucleus.
UAUAAUAGUUAAACCAUGGACGGCUUGACGCUUGAAUAAGUAAGUUUUUCUUAUUCAGUGGUAAAAAGUUGGUGCACUGAUGGCUAUGGAAAUUGAUGGUACUUCCACUUCAGAAGAUUCCCAAACGGACAAUUUUCCACAUAAUAGCAAUAUGAAUUACUAUACGGACAAUUUGUUUUUUGCGACCAAUGGAAAGUUGGAAAGUUACUUUUCGAAUGAUAAAUUGCGAAAAGGUUGCGAGACGAAGAAGUUUCAAUAUUCUACAGUAAAUAGUGUGCAAAAGACUAGUCACACAAGUAGCCUAGCUACGUUAAAGAACGGUGAAGAUAAAAGACUGGCAAUAUAUAAUGAAAAUUUAAAAAAAGGUGCAGUGGACUGUGAAAAAAAUAGUGAUUUUUAUAGUGUUAAGAGUGCGGAAAGUGUGUUGUUGAAGAUUGAUUCGUUUGGAAAGAAGGCCAUUAGUUUUUCACCAGAUCAGGUACAAUGCAUGUGUGAAGCUCUUCAACAACGUGGCGAUCUGGACAGAUUGGCGACGUUCCUCUGGUACCUGCCCAACACCGACACCAUCCAAAGUAACGAAAGUAUUUUACGGGCGAGAGCAGCAGUAGCAUUCCAUAGGGGUUUUUACCAUGAACUUUAUUCAAUUUUGGAGACUCAUGCUUUUCAUCCCCGGUGGCAUAAUGAGUUACAGACCUUAUGGUUUAAGUCGCACUACAAAGAAGCUGAGAAGGUUCGAGGAAGGCCUUUGGGAGCUGUGGAUAAAUAUAGACUUAGAAAAAAAUACCCUCUACCUAAAACCAUAUGGGAUGGAGAGGAAACUGUAUACUGUUUCAAGGAACGGAGUAGAAAUGCAUUAAAAGAGUGUUAUGCCAGAAAUAGAUACCCCACCCCUGAUGAAAAAAGGGCUCUAGCAAAAAGAACGGGCUUAACGCUGACUCAGGUAUCAAAUUGGUUCAAAAAUAGGCGACAAAGGGAUAGGACACCACAAUCUAGAUCGGAAAUAAUCUUAGGAAACAUGGCUCUAGCUCAAGGCAACAUUGGAAGUCACCAUCAAGGCAACAUCGAUAUUGCCGCAUUUCAAGCCGCUUCAAAACUGUUUGAUCCUAGUGGGUCAGUGGCGUGCUACACUGAUUAUCAACUAUAAAGAUGUUACUUAGUCAGCGUUAAAUUAAAGCUUUAAUAGAAAACCAUUUAAUUUAGAGACGGAAUUGUAAAUAAAGUGUAGAUAAUGAUAUCGA